GCGGUGCUGGAGGCGGCGCUGGCCGUGCUGCUGGCCGUGGUGGCGCGGCUGGGGCCGGACGCGGCGCGCGGGCCGGCGGACCCGGUGCUGCUGCAGGCGCAGGUGCAGGAGUGCUUCGGCUCUCUGCGGCGCUGCUACGCGCAAGGCGCCGGGCCGCAUCCCCGCCAGGCCGCCUUCCAGGGUCUCUUUCUGCUUUAUAAUCUGGGCUCCGUGGAGGCCCUUCAUGAGGUUCUGCAGCUCCCUGAGGCCCUGCGUUCCUGCCCGGCCCUGCGCAGGGCCCUGGCUGUGGACUCCGCCUUUCGCGAAGGCAACGCCGCCCGCCUGUUCCGCCUGCUCCGGAUUCUGCCCUACCUGCAGAGCUGCGCGGUCCGGUGCCACAUAGGCCGUGCCCGCCGGGGAGCCCUGGCCCGCCUCGCUCGUGCCCUGAGCACCCCCAAAGGCCAGACCUUGCCUCUGGGCUUCAUGGUCCGCCUGCUGGCCCUGGAUGGGCCCGAAGAGGCGCGGGACCUGUGCCAGGCCCACGGACUGCCCUUGGAUGGACAGGAAAGAGUUGUGUUUCUCAGGGGUCGUUACACUGAGGAAGGGCUGCCGCCUGCUGGGACCUGCAAAGUGUUGGUGGGGAGCAAACUUGCAGGGCGCACCCUGGAGGAGGUGGUCAUGGCAGAGGAAGAAGAUGAGGGUGUGGACAGAUCGAAGUCCCCAGCAUGAGGAGGAGCCCUGCCCUCUCCCAGAGCCCAGGACUGGAUCUAAGCACUCAGGUUUCUUUUUUCGUAAUUCCUACACAAUAAAAGGAACUUGUUUUGUAGGGACAAUAA
Messenger RNA from Ailuropoda melanoleuca (giant panda), 815 nucleotides. RefSeq names its product SAC3 domain-containing protein 1. Gene Ontology annotation, cellular component: spindle; nucleus; centrosome. Gene Ontology annotation, biological process: centrosome duplication; spindle assembly. The annotation marks the transcript as partial. NCBI's taxonomy places the organism in Eukaryota, Metazoa, Chordata, Mammalia, Carnivora, Ursidae. The record is from RefSeq and is a predicted model, not a curated record. The transcript has 2 exons.